AUGGGCAGCUACAACUGUGUGCAGCCUGUGGGUGGCCAGUGGGACACCUGUGCCUCUUUUAUCAUCCUUCUUCGGUGGCUGCAGAAGAGCCAAGGAACCUGGCACAGGAUCAGCAAAGAAUGUGCCACACGGAUGCAUCUGUGCAGUUUCCUACCUCUCCCUCUGUCUACAGCGUCACGAUUACAUCCUCUCAGCGUGCCAUCCUCUGUCACAUCCACCAUCUCACAUUCACAUGGUCAUACACAGUCACCCACUGACACACAGCUUUGCCCACACAGCGGCGCGAUCACACAGGCACUCAUCCGUUCACUUAUCCUCCGUGCCUGGCACGCCGUCCGUCUGCCCUGUGCCCUGCCAGGAACAGGAUCCUGA
Molecule: messenger RNA, 372 nt
Organism: Rangifer tarandus platyrhynchus (Svalbard reindeer)
Lineage: Eukaryota; Metazoa; Chordata; Mammalia; Artiodactyla; Cervidae
Source: the annotation of a GenBank genome assembly